Messenger RNA from Metarhizium album ARSEF 1941, 360 nucleotides. RefSeq names its product multidrug resistance protein Fnx1. The coding region runs from base 1 to 360 and encodes 119 amino acids. Gene Ontology annotation, molecular function: transmembrane transporter activity. NCBI's taxonomy places the organism in Eukaryota, Fungi, Ascomycota, Sordariomycetes, Hypocreales, Clavicipitaceae. Gene Ontology annotation, biological process: transmembrane transport. The record is from RefSeq and is a predicted model, not a curated record. The transcript has a single exon.
AUGGGCAUCAUCUUCAUCUUCACUACUAUCCCCGUGGUCCUUGGGCCUGUUAUUGGCGGCCUCAUGGCCGAGAGGGCUUCUUGGAGAUGGAUCUUCUACAUGAAGCUGCCCAUUGCUGCCGUCGCCUGGGUCAUGCUGGCACUGUGCUUGACGGUCAAGUAUGUUAAGGACAGCGCUCGCAACUCCUUAAAACGCGUCGACCUUGGCGGCAACGCUCUUCUGGUGGCUUCUGUGGCCAGUGUGCUUGUUGCUCUUACAUGGGGCGGUGUCAAGUACCUAUGGUCGUCGUGGAGGACUAUGGUGCCGCUCAUACUUGGCCUUGCCGGCCUGGGCGGGCUUGCUACCGCUGAUCGACAAUAA